This is a messenger RNA of Cricetulus griseus (Chinese hamster), 4188 nucleotides long. The record is from RefSeq and is a predicted model, not a curated record. Lineage: Eukaryota; Metazoa; Chordata; Mammalia; Rodentia; Cricetidae.
CUUCGGGAGACUGGGUCAUGAGCCUGGGCUGGUACAGCUGGUGAAUUACUACAGGGGGGCGGACAAACUGUGCCGAAAAGCUUCCUUAGUGAAGCUAGUCAAGACCAGUCCUGAGCUGUCUGAGUCCUGCACAUGGUUCCCAGAGUCAUAUGUGAUUUAUCCAACUAACCUCAAGACACCAGUCGCUCCAGCCCAGAAUGGCAUCCAGCUUCCGGUCAGUAACUCCAGGACGGAUGAGAGAGAAUUCUUCCUGGCUUCUUACAACAGAAAGAAAGAGGAUGGGGAAGGCAACGUUUGGAUUGCAAAGUCAUCAGCUGGUGCCAAGGGUGAAGGCAUCCUCAUCUCCUCGGAGGCGUCGGAACUUCUGGAUUUCAUAGACAACCAGGGUCAAGUACACGUGAUCCAGAAAUACCUCGAGCGCCCUCUGCUCCUUGAGCCUGGUCACCGAAAGUUUGACAUUCGAAGCUGGGUCCUGGUUGACCAUCAGUAUAACAUCUACCUCUAUAGAGAGGGUGUGCUUCGAACAGCUUCAGAACCGUAUCAUGUAGAUAAUUUCCAAGAUAAGACCUGCCAUUUGACCAACCAUUGCAUUCAGAAAGAGUUCUCAAAGAACUAUGGGAAAUACGAAGAGGGGAAUGAAAUGUUCUUCGAGGAGUUCAACCAGUACCUAAGCAGCGCUCUGAAUAUCACCUUAGAAAGCGGCAUUUUGACGCAAAUCAAACACAUAAUAAGGAGCUGCCUCUUGAGUGUGGAGCCUGCCAUCAGCACCAGGUACCUCCCUUACCAGAGCUUCCAGCUCUUUGGCUUCGACUUCAUGGUGGACGAGGAGCUGAGGGUCUGGCUCAUUGAGGUCAACGGCGCCCCUGCGUGUGCUCAGAAGCUCUAUGCAGAACUGUGCCAAGGAAUUGUGGACAUAGCCAUAUCCAGUGUCUUCCCACCCCCGGACACAGAGCAGGUGCCGCAGCCCGCUGAGUUCAUCAAGCUGUGAAGGACAGGAAGGUACAGAGCCACCUUGGGAAAUGUAUGGAACCCUGCUCCAGAGGAGCGUGAGAUGACUGGACUGCUCCUCCUCACGGCAUGCUGGGAACAGAUGUGCAGGCAGAGUGUGUGAAGAGAAGGCAGCUGCGGGAGACCAGGUGGUCCUGUCUCCAGUGCUACGGAGACCUUAGGAAACUGACGCCAGUCACCGAGAGGGAGAACCGAACACUUUUCUAAAGGGCCAGAGCCAGGGAUUUGGUGUAUCUCAGCCCUUGAGCAGUCUCUGGCCUUGGGUGGCACAGGUAGCCGAGAUUCCUCCCCAGGAUGCAGCCCAGAGAUCUCUGAGUGGUGUCAUCCCACCUGCUGCAGCGUUAGUGCCUUAGCUCUGUGUCCAGUGCAGCCUCGCUGGACACAGACUGGACCUUAGAGCAUUUUGGAGGUUGCCACAUGCUCCCUGCACAUCCCCUCGCGACACUAUGUCCCACUAAACUCUGGACAAGCAUGUAGCACAGUCCAGGCUGUGCACAGGCCUGUCAGUGAAGGCCUCUUGCUUGUCACCUUCCUGGUGGCUUAUGAGCGAGCAUUUGCCAGGGGUCCUAUGGGCACCAAACAGUGUAUUUUGCUCACUGCAUGUUUUAGAAGCAAAAGCAGCAGGCCUGAUAAAUCUGCAAGCAUCAAAUAAGCAUGAGAGAGAAAGAGAGAAAAGAGAAAACAUGGUAUCUGACUUUACUUAAUGGUGUGGGUGGGCGGGAGUCUCUGAAGUCUCAUGAGCCUCAGUUUGUCUUUGAUUUAAUCAGAAUUUUGAAUGCAGCUUUGCAGUUCCUCUUUCCUUCCUCACCUUUGAACCUUUGUAGCAAUCCUCUCUGGGAGUCAGGGAAGGUAGAAUUCCAUUCGCCAUUCUCCUCCUCACCUCAUAGCUCUCCCCAUAUCUGUCCUCCUUGCCUCCAAGGGCCUGGAGGGGCAGUCUCCAUUCCAGAAAGGGUCCUGUCUGCUUAAGCACGUAGGUAGCAGGAGAAAUGCCCUCUGCAUGAGGGUGUGUCCUGCCUGAGUGGAAAAGAAGUGUUUCUGGAGCUUUGCACAACCACCUGUGUCAACAGAAGUGCACUGCGAGACGUGGUUUUCUUGUAACAGAUCCAUUCAUAUUUUAUAGGCUUCUCGGGAGCCCACUCCUGAAGCAGUGGGAAGAUAGCGUGUGUAUUCAGUAUGAGCUGAGUACAUAGGCUUGCCUUCUACAGAGUGUCCUGGAAACCACAGUAGACACAGCGAAAGCUGCCCUUCUUCCCAGAGCAUAGUGCGGUUUUUUGUUUUUUCUGCUGUAUACAAGUGCUUAUUCACGCGCAUCUACUUGGUAUGUUCUGCAGUCAAAUGGGUCUUUUACAAAAGAGCUGGAGAAGAUAGAAUGAGAGGUGGGAACUUGUGACGAGGAAUGGAAUGAUGAAAUUAUUUUUAUAUGCAUCCAGCUAAACCGAAUGUGUUUAACUGAAGAAUGUUCCAACUCAUGGGAAUCUGGAAUUAGAGGGUAAAGGUGCAGUGGUUGCCUAGAAUAUGGGUAACAAAGUUGGCAGCCAGAGCAAAGUAAAACUUUUGACAUUAAGUCAGUCCUUGAGGCCCAGCACAGCUGAUGGGUUAGCACUGAGGAAUUUCUGAGGCAACAGAGGGAUUAGCCACAUCCUGGAAGAUGCACACACUGGGAGAGUGGAGGGUGCUGGGUUCACGGCUAGUUUAGGUGGGCCAGUAAAGGAGAGAGCAAGGCAGUCUAUGUAUGUUCUUGGACCCAAAUCCCAGGGACAUUCAAAAGUGUUUGGCUGUUAUAGUGACAGAGUUGACAAAGCAGAUGUCAGUAAGUCUUUAUGAAUCCUGACAGGUUUUGUAAUAAACCAUAACAAACCCAUAACAUCUGUCUAAGGGGAAAAUGGGGAGGGUUGAGUUCAUUCCUCACACUGCGUCAACCAUUCUAUGCAUUUACUUCUCACCAAGUAGGAAGGUUGGCUCUGAACCAUUUUGUAUUGUUCCAUGGUGUCAUUGGCACAGAUGGGCACGCCUGGCUUCCCAGCCAGUCUUUGAGGUUAGUCGGUGUAAGUGCUGCCCAUUGCUGGGGGAGGGGGUUAUUUAUUUGGAGCUAUUGAUUCCACUCCUGGCUCUGUCAUCUGACUGCCCAAUGUCACAUGAGCCAAAUAACCUCGCUGUGCCUUAGCUUCUUAUCUUGUGGAGGAGAUGUCCGAUGACCCAGGGGCUACCUCAAGAGCCUUUUGUGAGAACAAAGGAGAGUAGAAAGAAGACUCGAGGGCCUUUAGUCCCAAGGUUCUCAAUGCCAACUACAUGCUAUAACCUCCCAUGAAGUUAAAAAGAAGUUGAUGGCCCUUCCCACCUGUGGCCAACUGAAUCAGAACCUCAGGUAACUAUAUGUCUUGAGGUGCCUUGAAACAUUACUUUGGGAAGCAGGACAAACACUUUAUUACUUUGGAAGAAUCACUUAAGGAUUAAGGCUCAAACACACACACACACACACACACACUUUGAAGAAAGCAAAUCUGUAAGAACAAUCAUAUAUUGACAUAAAUACUCAGAAUAAGUAUUGGCCGAGCAGUUGCUCAGUUUGUGUCUCAUCCAAGCACCUGGAAAAACAAAUGUGCUUUCAUUUACACAAGCAGUUUAUUAAGUCCUUGAUAGCAGAUGUAAACAGAUAUGAAUCUAUAAGUCCAAUAAUAUGUAUCAGAGUUACUCAUUAAUUAUGGGAGAAAAGCCCCUCCCCUCACACUUGACUUCAAUGGCAAUUAUAAGUCCAUUUUGCCAAGAAUUUUUAAGUGCCUCUGUUCUGGGCUACAGGAGAGCAGCAGCUGGCAUGCACACUAGCUGACUGUGCGUUUCUGUAGCUCUUUGGGGUGACACUCACAUGCACAGAACAUUGGGGAGCACUGGAAAUGGGCUGUGACCAUGGAACCAGCCAGUGUCAACGACGCUAUAAGGUGUUUUGAUGAACAGUUGUGGUUGUGUGUGGGUGUGGCAGAGGGGGAUCCAUGAACAAAGAUGACAAGGUGCCAAAGUAGGUUGCAUGUGGCAUGUGGGUGCUGUCGUGAGGAUUCAGUGGUUGGUGGAUGUACCUCCAAUCCAUAGAACCGCACCUAAGAGGAAAUGAUCUCUGAAACAAGGCAAAUAUAUGAAUGUUUUAAAUGCCUGGAGCAUUAAAGUAAAGUAUAGACAUUUCAAGUG